AUGACCACCACCCUGGAACGCAGUCUUUCUCGCACCUCGAGCAUGUCGAUACCGGUCUCGAGCCCGAGGUUAUCUCUCGUACAUGAAUCCACACCCCCAAUACUCUCCGACCCCACCCUGUCUCAUAUUCACGACCGCUUGACUUAUCUCGACUCUCGCCUUUUGGAACUUCGAUCCAGUGUCUUGACCAAGGAUGGCUACGUCGACAGGCGUAACCGCGAAGACGAACAUAUCCGACGCGAAUUCGAAGCCAACCGCUCCGUCUCGAAUCGGAUCGAUCUGAACGUUGUCGCCCUGAAAACCGACGUCGACCAGUUGAAGUCGGGGAUCUCGCAGCUCAAAUCCAGCAUCGGCCAGACCGGUAACGAGACCGUCUUCCUCCGCAGCGAUGUCGACCGUUUGUCCAAGAACGUGGAUCAGAUCCAGUCAGAUGUCGAACAUCUGCAGACCGAUGUCUGUGGAUGCCGCGUCGAAGUCAGCAAGCUGCACGCUACGAUCAGUCAACUGCGUACCGAUUUGAUCACUCUCCAACAUGAGACGUCACGCCAUCUGACGUCCGUUUUCAAUCGGUUCUCUCUCAUCGAGUCCCGCAUGAAGCAUUCGGAGCGGGUUCGAUUCAACUCGCUGGCCCAUACCACUCACGCCCCGAUCACGCCUGUUCCCGUGGUGGAAGACGACGGAUCAUUACAAUGGCCCGAAUACUUUCCUCGUACUGUAUGGCGGUUCUGGUGUCUCAAGAAAAGAAGUAGGAUCAACCGCUUGGUUCAACUGGCCGACUUCUACCAGCUUGGCGGGUAUGAAUAUUGGGGCCGCAUGCACCAGACAGAGCCUGUGUACGCCACCGCAACCGACAGUGACUCGAGUGACUCGAGUGACUAUCCGUCCACUCUUACACGCGCUGAGGCUGUUCGUCUGUAUCCUGAGGCUGCACAUCAGGCGCUGGCAGCAACGCUGGGGCUGGUUUAUUACAAAAUCCGCAACGAAGUUGGCGAAGGGAUGACUCUCCACAUUCGUCCUCCGAAGCGGCAGCAAGAAGAAGUUGCUUCGGCAGCUUCCAGUGCGAAGGAGAAGCCGGUGAAGAUGCCUCGCCGAACGAACAACAUGUCGCCCACCACUUUGAAGCGGCUCAUUGAUGGCCCAUCCUUGGAGGCCAAGUCUUUGACGUCUGAGGAGUCAGACAAACUGGGAUGGAACGCUCACUCGGAAGUCUCCGAUGAUACCAUGAGCAAGCUCAGAGGCAUCGUGUCGGAGGAAGUCGGUACCUUGCUUCGAGCGCUGGAGCGCGGCCGGAUUAAGCUCAGGUCUACGCGCCCUGAGCAACGGUCGAAUGUCUCGCCCUCGGAGAUCAGGUCCAGCUUCCGAAACGGCAAGAUCGCUGAUGACGAACGAACCAUUCCCGACACUGUUGCUACGGAGGUUGUCUCCGUCUCUUCAGGUGUUCCCGAGAAGGUGGAAGAGCCUGAGCUUCCCGACACUGCAUCCGAUGCUACCAGUCCAUUGACUGGGAUUGAGACUUGA
Molecule: messenger RNA, 1518 nt
Organism: Aspergillus aculeatinus CBS 121060
Lineage: Eukaryota; Fungi; Ascomycota; Eurotiomycetes; Eurotiales; Aspergillaceae
Exons: 2
Coding region: 1-1518 (505 amino acids)
Source: RefSeq, a predicted model, not a curated record